UCUCCCUGUCACGAACACACCAUGGCGAGGGGCCGGGGAACAGGCUCUUAAUAAGAGCCUCUUAUUAUACAUCCAUGGGAACAGGCAAUCACAACUUUUACAUAUUAAAGUAGUCAGCGGUCAGUUUCAGACACCAUGUUCCAAACUGUCCCCCUGUCCGAGUCUCAGACGCAUUUCCCUGGUCAGCCGUACUCCGUGUCCGUCCUUAAAGUCGGCUACUGUCUCCCUCAGCCUGAUGGGACGUUCAGGGCCGACGGGACUAUCACCCUCAUAACGGGACCCAAGACUGUUCUAGUGGACACCGGGGGUCCAUGGGACCGGGACUUUCUCCUGACCACACUGAAGGAGAAGGGUCUGGAACCGGGGGACAUUGACGUGGUCGUGGGGACGCACGGACACUCAGACCACGUGGGAAACCUCAGCGUUUUCCCGGCAGCAGUGAUGAUAGUAGGCUAUGACGUCAGUGAUGGAGACACGUACCGCCCCAACCAGCUAGCAGAGGGACAGGGGUACGCUAUUGAUGAGCAGGUGUGUGUAGUUCCCAGUCCAGGCCACACGGAGCAGCACGUCAGCGUCCAGGUGACGGGAACCUCGGCAGGCACAGUGCUGGUUGCAGGGGACUUAUUUGAGUGCUGCACAGACGAGGACAGCUGGCGGGACCUGAGCGUGAACACUGCAGUGCAGGAGGUCAGUCGGCAGAAGGCGCUACAGACCGCUGAUGUCAUCAUACCGGGACACGGACUCCCUUUCAGAGUCCUCAGGAACUGAGGAGUCAACCCUGGUGCUCCACAGACCUUUAUCACAGCAACAUUUUGACUCAUAGAAGAAAAACAAUAUCCUUUUUUAAAGCAAAGGAGAUAAUUACCUCCCACAAUUUUAAGUUACGUACUAUUUGUCCGUUCCUGGAAAAAUAAUCAGCUUUUUAUUACACAUCAACAGCCUGUAAACUGUAAACAUCUCCGUACAUGUAUAGAUAUCAUCUCAGAUAUUGGUACAACAUUGAUUAUUACAUUGACAACAAAUAUAUUUGACUAUGAAAAUAUUUGACUAUAAAUAUAUUUAUUGGUUGCCUGCAACUCGACUCUUUCUCCUUCAUCAAAAGAGGGAUAAUACCAAAUAAAUAAAUACAUUUUACUACUGUCCUUCACUUCUACAGCAUCAUACACACUGCAUUUAAACCAAAGACUCACCAAAAACACAAGAAUGGAUUUUAUCAAAUUAUUUUCCCAAAUUAUUUGGAGGUAUUUUAGUUUAUAGACAUAAAUUCGACAACAAACUAAGUAAAUGUUAAUACUAACAUUGAAUAUUGAUUAAAAUGAAUACUAAAC
Messenger RNA from Gymnodraco acuticeps, 1328 nucleotides. It is a transcript of the gene mblac1, whose product is annotated as metallo-beta-lactamase domain containing 1. The transcript has 2 exons. Lineage: Eukaryota; Metazoa; Chordata; Actinopteri; Perciformes; Bathydraconidae. The coding region runs from base 136 to 768 and encodes 210 amino acids. The record is from RefSeq and is a predicted model, not a curated record.